Boeremia exigua is the source of this 6074-nucleotide messenger RNA. RefSeq lists its product as uncharacterized. Gene Ontology annotation, biological process: regulation of ARF protein signal transduction. The transcript is spliced from 4 exons. Lineage: Eukaryota; Fungi; Ascomycota; Dothideomycetes; Pleosporales; Didymellaceae. Gene Ontology annotation, molecular function: guanyl-nucleotide exchange factor activity. Bases 126 to 6074 code for a protein of 1982 amino acids. The record is from RefSeq and is a predicted model, not a curated record.
CCACCACAAGCCACCAGGAAGCUCUCGUCCCGCUGCGAGCACUGCGCAGCAUGCCCGAGCAGCCGCGCCGCCAAUUCGACUGAACAUUGGACGCGCGAGCAUCCGCCCUGCCACCGCCAGCGACCAUGGCCGACCCCGAGCCCCAGCCAGCGCCCACAGCCGCCGCGGACGGGACAGCGACCGCGACAGCGACACGGGAGACGCCGCACGAGACGCCGACCGACGGGCGCGAGAGCAGCGAAGCAGACACGGGGACAGACACAGAGGCAGAGGAGGAGCCAGAGGUCGAGCCCGCAGCACAGCCAGACACAGCAACGGAGCCACCGGCGCAGUCGCAGGCAGCACCACAGUCGCAGUCACCACCACCACCACCGCCGGCGCACCCGUGGAAAGACGCAGACGAAUACAGCCCCCCGCCGACCGAGCCCCCCGCAGCCAACCCCUCCCACACAGAGCCGCCCACAGACUCCCCCGACACCCCCGACACCCCCGACGCGCGCCCCCGUCCGGCCCUCGCCCUCGCGCCCGACCCGCCCGCAGACGCGCGCUCGCCCGCCCUCCCCGACCCGCCGCUCACCCCCGCGCUCUUCGACCACCGCACCCACCAGGCCGACGCCCGCCCGCGCACCGACUCGCAGUCGACCGCCGCCACCGCCGCCACCUCCACGCGCCCCUCGACCCGCAGCUCGCUCGUCUUCGUCGGCACCGCCCUCGACACCAUCGCCGCCUCCAAGGACGCCCGCAAGAACAAGAAGCUCGGCGACGCCACCAAUGCCGCCCUGGCCGCCAUCAAGCGCGAGGGCGACCCCGCCCGCAUCAGCCCGGAGCUGCUGUUCGAGCCGCUGCAGCUGGCCGCCGAGGUGCCCAACGUGCCCGUGUCCAUCACCGCCCUGGACUGCAUCGGCAAGCUGAUCAGCUACUCGUACUUCUCCGUGCCCGCCGACCCCCAGCCCGAGAGCACCGACGCCCCGCUGAUCGAGCGCGCCAUCGACACCAUCUGCGACUGCUUCCAGGGCGAGGCCACCCACCCCGACGUCCAGCUGCAGAUUGUCAAGUCGCUGCUGGCCGCUAUCCUGAACGACAAGAUCGUCGUGCACGGCGCCGGCCUGCUCAAGGCCGUGCGCCUGACCUACAACAUCUUCCUGCUGUCCAAGUCGAGUCCCAACCAGCAGGUCGCCCAGGGCGCCCUGACCCAGAUGGUCGGCACCGUCUUCGAGCGCGUCAAGGCCCGACUUGCAGUCAAGGAGACACGCGUGGGCCUGGAGCGCGUCGAGCUGAACGAGAAGAGCGAGUCCGACGAGAGCCUGGCGCAGGAAGAGGCACAGUCGCCCGACGCCAACGGCGCUGACACCCCCGUCGACGGCGAGCCCGGUCCGGACGGCGAACACGAGCCCAGCGACAAGGCCGUGGACAUGCACACUGGGCCGAAGAUCACUCUGCAGAGCUUCGAGAACAACAUGAGCUUCAACGACGACCGCAUACACGACAACGCCCCGACCCUGGUCACCCGCAUCAAGGGCAAGCCCAGCUCGCGGCACGUCUCGGGCACAGACGCCACACCACAAGCCGGCUCCGACGAGGAGGAAGAGGACGAGAUCUUCGUCAAGGACGCCUACCUCGUUUUCCGCGCCAUGUGCCGUCUGAGCACCAAGGGUCUGUCAGUCGACCACGCUCUGGACGUGCGCUCGCAGGGCAUGCGCUCGAAGCUCCUUUCGCUGCACAUGGUCCACACCAUCCUCCACAACAACAUCGCCGUCUUCGUCUCGCCCUACGCCACAAUCCGCAGUGGCAGCGGCGACGAGCCCACAACCUUUGUGCAGGCCAUCAAGCAGUACCUCUGUCUCAGUUUGAGUCGGAACGGCGCCAGCUCCGUCAAGCCAGUAUUCGAGGUUGCUGCCGAUAUUUUCUGGCAAAUGCUCAAGUACCUGCGCGUCAUGCUCAAGAAGGAGGUCGAGGUCUUCCUGAAGGAGAUCUAUCUCGCCACCCUCGACAAGCGCGCCGCCCCGGCGUUCCAGAAGCAGUACGUCUUGUCGAUAUUCGCCCGCCUGGCCGCCGACCCGCGCGCCCUGGUCGAGGUCUACCUGAACUACGACUGCGACCGCACUGCCCUCGACAACAUGUACCAACGUGUGGUUGAGCACCUGUCGAAAAUCUCUGGCAACCCCGUCACCAUCACACCCAUGCAACAGCAGGCAUACCAAGACUACCGAGAGAAGCAGGCGAAACAAAUGGAUUGGCAGGCCCGAGGGACUAUGCCGCCCUCGCUCACCACCGUGUCGAUAACUGCUGCCAACGACGCAGAUGGCUCGUAUCCACAAGACUACGCGAUGAAGCAGGAGUCUCUCGAAGCGCUUGUAGAGAUCCUGCGGUCGCUUGUCGACUGGGCCCAGCAGUCCCUCCCCGAAACCGCAAAACCGCAGCCCCAGGAUUCCAGACUCUCUCUAGAGGACAUGAGGGCGUCGAUAGACACACGCACCCUCACCGACUCGCCUGCUGUGGGCGGCGAUUCAGGCACAGUAACCCCGCUGGCAGAGGACGACUACAACUCGUUUGAGAAAGCAAAGCAACGGAAAACUGCAAUGACAAAUGCAGUGCGGCAGUUCAACUACAAGCCCAAGAAGGGCCUGAAGGUGCUGAUCAAGGACGGCUUCAUCCCGUCAGAUUCGCCCGACGACGUUGCCCGUUUCUUCCUCGACAACGAUCGGAUAGACAAGGGUGCGCUGGGUGAGUUUCUCGGUGAAGCCGACGCCGACAACAUCGCCAUCAUGCACGCCUUUGUCGAUUUGAUGGAGUUCUCAAAAACUCGCUUCGUCGACGCAUUGCGGCGCUUCUUGCAGAGCUUCCGUCUGCCUGGCGAGGCGCAGAAGAUCGAUCGUUUUAUGCUGAAGUUCGCCGAGCGAUACAUGACUGGCAACCCGAAUGCGUUCGCCAACGCCGACACCGCGUAUGUGCUUUCGUACUCGGUCAUCAUGUUGAACGUCGACCAGCACAGCAAGAAGAUGAAGGGCCCGCGCAUGACGCCGGAAGACUUCAUCAAGAACAACCGCGGCAUCAACGACAACGCAGAUCUGCCAGAAGACUAUCUUCGUGGCAUCUACGAGGAGAUCGCGCAGAAUGAGAUCGUCCUAAACACCGAACAGGAAGCUGCGGCUGAUAAGGGUUUGGUCACCCAGCAGCCCGCGGGAGGCCUUGGUCUUGCAAGCAUCGGCCAGGCGCUGACGGGCGGCGCUCGCGACCUGCAGAGAGAAGCCAUAGCACAGGCGUCCGAGGCAAUGGCAAACAAGACCGAGCAGCUGUACAAGCAGCUCCUUCGAGCGCAGCGCAGGACCGCAACCUCAAUGCCCGUAUCGAAGUACAUCCCGGCUGUCUCGUCGAAGCACGUCGGCCCCAUGUUUGAGGUGACCUGGAUGCCAUUCUUGAUGGCGCUCUCUGGUCAGGCGCAGGAUCACAACAUCGAGAUUGUGCGGCUGUGUAUUGAGGGCAUCAAGCUGGCGAUCCGGAUCUCGUGUCUGUUCGAUCUCGAGGACGCCCGCCAGGCCUUUGUUGCCUUCCUGGCGCGCUUCACAAACCUCUACAACCUGAGCGAGAUGAAGGCGAAGAACAUGGAGGCGCUGAAGACGCUGAUCGAGGUUGCGCACACAGAGGGCAACCUACUCAGGGAGUCCUGGCGCGAAAUCCUCACAUGUGUCUCGCAGCUGGAUCGCUUCCAGCUCAUCUCGGCUGGCAUCGACGAGCGCGCGGUGCCCGAUGUGCUGAAGUCGAAUACUGGGUCACAAACAAAGAAGAACCUCAACGUCCCGAAUAACCGCCGGCGACAGUCACACGCUAACAGCGUGCACUUUUCAGCAGAUGUAGCAGAGGAGAGUCGCUCUACAGACAUUGUCCGCGGCGUCGAUCGCAUCUUCACCAACAGUGCCAACUUGUCCGGUGAGGCGAUUGUCGACUUCGUCAAGGCCCUCGUCCAGGUCAGCUGGCAGGAGAUCCAGUCGUCCGGCCAGAGCGAGUCGCCACGCACGUACAGUCUGCAGAAACUGGUUGAGAUCAGCGGAUACAACAUGACCCGUGUCCGUUUCGAGUGGACCAGCAUCUGGCAGGUACUGGGCGCACACUUCAACGAAGUCGGAUGUCACACCAACACAAACGUUGUAUACUUCGCCCUCAACUCGCUGCGACAGCUGUCGAUGAAGUUCAUGGAGAUUGAGGAGCUUCCUGGAUUCAAGUUCCAGAAAGACUUCCUCAAGCCCUUCGAGCACAUCAUCAACAACGCUAGCGUCGUGUCGGUCAAGGAUAUGGUUCUGCGCUGUCUCAUUCAGAUGAUCCAAGCACGCGGCGAGAACAUCAGGUCUGGCUGGAAGACCAUGUUUGGGGUCUUCACUGUGGCCGCCAGGGAGCCUUAUGAGGGCAUCGUCAACCUUGCAUUUGAGAACGUCACCCAAGUGUACAACACACGCUUCGGUGUCGUCAUCUCGCAGGGCGCGUUCGCUGACCUGAUCGUCUGUCUGACCGAGUUCUCGAAGAACUACAAGUUCCAGAAGAAGUCGCUGCAGGCUAUCGAGCUGCUGAAGUCGUCGGUGCCGAAGAUGCUGCGGACGCCCGAGUGCUCGCUGUCGGCUCGUGCCGGCUACCUCAAGGACUCCGAAAAGGGCUCCUCCAUCCCCAAGCAGCCCACCCGCCAGACGCAGGAGGAGCAGUUCUGGUUCCCCGUGCUGUUCGCCUUCCACGACGUCCUCAUGACUGGCGAGGAUCUGGAAGUGCGCUCGAGAGCGCUGAGCUACCUGUUCGACACGCUCAUCAGCUACGGCAGCAACUUCCCGCAAGACUUCUGGGACAUGCUCUGGCGUCAGCUGCUGUACCCCAUCUUCAUGGUGUUGAAGUCGAAAUCGGAAAUGACCAAGGUCCUCAACCACGAAGAGCUGUCUGUGUGGCUGUCGACGACGAUGAUCCAGGCGCUGCGCAACAUGAUCAAGCUCUUCACACACUUCUUCGACUCGCUCGAGUACAUGCUCGACCGCUUCCUCGACCUCCUCGCGCUCUGCAUCUGCCAGGAGAACGACACCCUAGCCCGCAUCGGCAGCAAUUGCCUGCAGCAGCUGAUCCUCCAGAACGUGCAGAAGUUCAGGCCAGAGCACUGGAGCCAGAUCGUCAAGGCGUUCGUCGACCUCUUCCACCGCACCGAAGCCACCGCGCUCUUCUCCGCGGCGACAUCCGGCUCCACACCCACUCCCCUCAACGGCACGCGAAGCCUCGAGCCCACCGGCGACGGCCCCACCCGCCAAACCACCGAGCUCGAAGACUACCGCCCGGACGACCCCAUGCAAGCGCCGCCCGUCGUCGUCACCGCCGCGCGCCGCCGCUUCUUCAAUCAAAUCAUCACAAAAUGCGUGCUGCAGCUCCUGAUGAUCGAAACCGUGCAGGAGCUCUUCGGCAACGAGCUCGUGUACUCGCACAUCCCCUCGCUGGAGCUGCUGCGCCUCAUGGCCGUGCUCAAGAAAUCCUACCACUUCGCCAAGCGCUUCAACGCGGACCGCGACCUGCGCUCGCGCCUGUUCCGCGAGGGCUUCAUGAAACAGCCCCCGAACCUGCUCAAGCAGGAAUCCGGCUCGGCCUCGGUCUACGUCGCGAUCCUGCUGCGCAUGUACCACGACACCUCGACCGAGCGCGCGGCCUCUCGCGCGCAGACCGAAAACGCCCUCAUCCCCCUCUGCGAAGACAUCCUGUCCUCGUACAUCGAGCUCGACGACGAGACCCAGCAGCGCAACAUCGUCACCUGGCGGCCCGUCGUCGUCACCGUGCUCGAUGGCUAUGCGGCGUUCCCCGAGGCUGACUUCGAGCGCCUCGCGCCCGUGUUCGCGCCGCUGGUGGUCGGGCUGCUGGGCACCGAGGUCGCCGGCGAGGUCCAGCGCGCGCUGCAGGCGCUGGUGAUGCGCACGUUUGAGCGCGCGUUGGGGAUUGCGCCGGUGUGCGGCUUGUGCGACGGCAAUUGUGCGAGUGUCAAAUCGGCAAAUACGCUUCUAGGCCCGCAAUCGUGGUCGCAAGCGCGGUUGUUUGCCACCCCCCAACUAUCGUGCUGGUAA